This is a messenger RNA of Necator americanus (New World hookworm), 603 nucleotides long. RefSeq lists its product as uncharacterized. NCBI's taxonomy places the organism in Eukaryota, Metazoa, Nematoda, Chromadorea, Rhabditida, Ancylostomatidae. The transcript is spliced from 7 exons. The coding region runs from base 1 to 603 and encodes 200 amino acids. The record is from RefSeq and is a predicted model, not a curated record.
AUGUCAGAGUAUACAUCAAGCUUCCCCUGCAGAGCAUCCAAUGGUUCGCUUGAUCAUGUGCAUGCGACAACAAAGGAUGGCAGAAGGCUGCGCACAAAACAAUAUAUCAGACGCCUAGUAAUUGGGCUACUGUGUCAGUUUCGUAAUGCUUCCUCACGGCGGUGUGCCUGUCACCCUAUCCUGCCCGUGGAUUUACAGAUGCUGGUGGAGUAUUGCUUUGGUGUUGGGACCUCGAUUGAGGUGGUUAUUUACUUCCGGAGGGUAUUGCUUUUUGCCAAUCAUCAUUUCCAAUUUAAAUGGAUAGUGGUCUUCGCUGUUGGGUGUGUGACUUUGAGUAUGAUCGAUUCCAGCAUUUUAUGUCGGUUGUCGCGUGUUGUAUAUGCUAGUUUCUCACCAGAUCAACUUCCUAGUAACUCUAAUUCGUCAUUGGGACCUCCUUCUUCGACAGAAAAACCAAGAACUCAAAGCCAUGAAUUAGUCGACACUAUUGUUGAUGCUCACGAACUGACUGCACAAGUGAGGCACUUGAAGCCUUUGUUGCAAACGCAGGUGAAGUACGUCCACACACCUCUGAUUCAGGUAGUAGUGCGUAAAACACCGUAA